Penicillium verhagenii is the source of this 744-nucleotide messenger RNA. RefSeq lists its product as uncharacterized. Bases 1 to 744 code for a protein of 247 amino acids. The transcript has 2 exons. Lineage: Eukaryota; Fungi; Ascomycota; Eurotiomycetes; Eurotiales; Aspergillaceae. The record is from RefSeq and is a predicted model, not a curated record.
AUGGGACGAAGACUCGCUAUAUGCCCCCACUCCCGGUUACCUUGGUCGCACACCCUUCUGUCCUCUCCUAGCCCUACCCGGGAUUGUACCACGGAUCGACCGCAGUCAAAUCAGCUAAACUUUCUUCCCUUUGCCGAGUGGGAGGAACGUGAUGAAUACGAUGAGUAUUCUCCUCAUUAUGUUUGCUACACAAUCGCCUGGAAACUUGUACUCAACCGCAAGACGGUGGGUAAAGUGACCGAAGACGACUUGAUCGUAGCCCCUAGUGAUUACUGGGACGGAACAUUGAAGGCAAAUGUUGAGGACAUAUUGCAAAUGAAAAAGAAACGUAGCCAACGCGUUCGCUCUGAAGGCACAGCUGUUACCGUGUCGGUCAACGACAAGUCGUUGAAGGAUUUUGAGAAAUUCUAUAGUUCUACUAAUAUCGAUUGGAAGCCAGUGGAGAAACAACUACGCAAGGCCAGCAUCACGGAGGGUCGAGAAGAGAGAGGCCGCGUAUCAGCAACCAGUAGGAUGCUGGCUGAGCGUGGCGCACUUAUUGAUGCGGAAGAAGAGGCCACCGGACGGCCUUCAACCUGGAGUCUCGUGUAUGAUCGUAUGCGAUGUGUCAUUCGCUCAUGUCCACUCAUGUCUGAUUGGUGCUGGGAGGAUCCAAAGGACAAGAAACAUUAUAAGCUCAGGGCCCCGCACCUUGAACGACUCAUUGAUCAUGUUGAUGAAGGUUUGCUUAGCCGGAUUCCUUAG